GAUGGUGGACAACCAGGAACUCGAUGUAGCCACUGUGUUCGCAACGGAAUCGACUGCACUCAUGCAGAUAUAUUCAAGGUGCAGCUAAUUCGAAUCUUUAUCCGUUACCACUUGCUCAACAAACAUAACAAGACUUUAUCUUCGGCCAAAAGGUUUUCCCGGCUCCUUUGCGCCUCGUUUCUAACAGUUGAGUAGCUAUGUUGCGGCGUUGGAACAGCGCGUCGAGAAGAUGGAGGCAUUGCUCCGCAAGCUCCUUCCUGGAAUAGAUUUUACGGAACAUUUAGAAAACGACACGGAUAUAGAGCCUCUCCGUCCACAUCCCGUUGAAGCACUUCCACGAAAUGAUGCAGACUCUAUUGCGCAGACCCUCAGUAAGCUACAGCUCGAUCCAGAGAAGAACCGAUUUUUCGGCAAAUCGAGUGGAAUUCAGCUCGUCCAGGUUGCGCUUAACUUCCAAAGUAACCUCACAGGUAUUGCACCAGAGAUUACCCGAAGACUACAAAAGAGGACGGAGUUUUGGCAGCCCGCCUUUUGGAUAUACCCGCCUUUGGGAGAUGAUAGUCCCAAAUAUGAAUUCCCGGAACCCGCGCUCAUGACAUCCCUAAUCGACCUCUAUUUCGAGCGAAUACAUCCAUAUUACCCACUUCUACAUCAACCCACUUUCCGCACCCAGGUCGCAGACGAGCUACACUUGCGGGAUCAUCGAUUCGCAGCCACGUUACUCAUGGUCUGUGCUCUAGGAGCACGUCAUUCAGAAGAUCCUAAUGUGCUGCUCGACAACUCCUUCCUCCGUCAUACCGCCGGCUGGAAAUGGCAUAAUCAAGUUCGCGUUCUACCCAAGAACUUGAUCUACAAGCCAGACCUCUAUGAGCUACAAACAAUAGCACUAUCAAGCAUAUACCUUCAAGGCCUCUCAUCAACAGCGAUCGGCUGGAAUCAAAUUGGCUUUGGUUUACGACGGGCUCAAGAUGUUGGGGCUCAUCGGCGGCGGAAGGAUGCAUUGUCCAACUCUGCCGACAAUGAGCGAUGGAAGAGAGUGUUCUGGGUCUUGUUAUGUCAAGAAUGGGACACAGGUACCACUACAGGGCGACCCAUUGCGAUGCAUGAACAAGAUUUUGACCAAGUCUAUCCCAUCGAGUGUGAUGACGAAUUCUGGGACACCAAUUUUGAGCAACCCAGCAAUAAACCUUCGCAGCUGACAUAUUUUAUAUAUUUAAUCAAAUUACUUGAAAUUCAAGCUGCGGUCACGAGCAACAUUUACAUUACUCGGAAACCAAGGGACUUCUCUGGUCAAGUCUCCUCUCCCUCGGACGCACAGAGCAUAAUGGCGUUCGAUUCAUCACUCAACUCUUGGUUGUCGCAGGUUCCAGACCAUCUAAAAUGGGACCCAGAGCGUCAAGACAAGAUUCAUUUCCACCAGUCAGCGCUACUGCACACUCGCUUUUUCUACGUCCAGAUCCUCCUUCAUCGGCCAUUCAUUCCAGCUCCUCUCGAACUCACAAAAGCCGGGGCUCUCCCUUCCCUUGCUAUAUGUACCAGUGCGGCACGCUCUGUCGUCGGGAUCUUCGAAGCGCUGUUGAAACGCAACGAACACUUGGAAUCCUUCUUCUUGACAAUGGCAUUCACGGCUGGCAUUGUCCUCCUGCUCAACGCAUGGAGCGGGAAGCGAUCCGGUUUCGCUUACAAUCCAGUCAAAGAAUUGGAGCAAGUUGAGAUGUGUCUGAAGCUUUUGCGGUCAGGCGAAGAACAACAUCGGGUAGCAGGACGUUACAGCGACAUCCUCACGCGAUUGAUGGAUGCUGGAGCUCGAGAUACCCUUGAAGUUCUCCUCGAUAUGAAGCCGCCUGCGUUGACGGUUGUGCCCCCUUCGCCUCAGCCUGGCUACGAAGCAUAUUCAGCUCAGGACUGGUCUUAUUCUAACUUUCCCAACCUCGAUAAUUUGUUGAACACUGACUCGCCCUUUGUGUUCCCUGACGGAGAUUUCCCAAGGUCUAGGCAAUCUCAAUGA
Molecule: messenger RNA, 2008 nt
Organism: Mycena indigotica
Lineage: Eukaryota; Fungi; Basidiomycota; Agaricomycetes; Agaricales; Mycenaceae
Exons: 15
Coding region: 230-2008 (592 amino acids)
Biological process (GO): DNA-templated transcription
Molecular function (GO): DNA binding; zinc ion binding
Source: RefSeq, a predicted model, not a curated record